ACGUCUUGACGUGUCACCGGGAGGAUGAGGGAAGUUUCGAUCUUGAAACGUCUGUAGUUUGAAACAGGCUUCAUGCUUCGCAUUUAGUCUUUAGUCUUUAGUCUUUUCGUCAGGAAUCAUGUCCUCGCUGCAGAGCGGCGGCAGGUCAACAUGCAGUGGAGGAGACACAUGAGCGGCUUCGCCUUCAGCUUCGUUUUUGUUGUGUCUCAUUUCACCAAUAAGUUCGUCCUGUCUGUCUUAAAUUUCACGUAUCCAACCUUAUUCCAAGGAUGGCAGACAUUUAUUGGGGCUGUUCUUCUUCUCCUCUUUGGGAAGUUGGGAUGGGUGGAGAUGAGCCGCAUCACCAGAUCAGCAGCUCUGCCGUGGCUCCCAGCCUCCCUUCUGUUUGUAGGAAACAUAUAUGCUGGUUCCAGGGCUUUAUCACGCAUCGACAUCCCUUAUUUCUUCACUCUUCAGAAUUCAUCUCAUGUUGUCAGUUACUUAAUUCUGAAGGUUGUCCAUAGAGAGAAGAUGCAGUGGCUGAAAUUUAUCAGCAUAUGUCUCAUGCUGCUUUCAGCCAUCAACCUCCCCCUCUAUGUUCCUCAGUUUGACUCCAGAGGUUACCUGUGGGCUGUUGGUCAUCUGUUCUGUGUUGGUGCAUACAGGGUGUUUCAAGUUCACUACAAGCCCAGUAAUUUGGGUGACCUUGAACAACAGUGCAUCAACUACUUGUUCAGCAUGCUGCUGCUGGCUGUGGCUGCUCAUCCAACAGGUGACCUCAUUGGAGCCAUGGAGUUCCCCUCCCUUCAGUCUCACACAUUUCACUGUGGUUGCUGUGCCAGUGCACUGCUGGGGUUCUUUUUGCUGUUGGCCACAGUCAAACUGAAAAGUGGCUUGUCCCUGGAGCACUUUGGGAUCUGGAUUUUUUUGUCAAAGGUUACUGCGAUGUCCCUCUCCCCAUUCAUUUUCUCCAUGGACAUUAAUGUUCCAUCUUUGAUGUGUGUGGUCAUCAGCCAUGUUGGCGAGGCCCUGCUGGUGUAUUCGGACAGAGAACCUCGGUUGUGAUGAACCACAAUGUGCACUGCAUGAAGAGAUUUUUUUUUCUAGAAAUUUAAAAGAAAAUAUUUUUCUAAUCUUUUCUGUGUACUCUGAUAAC
This is a messenger RNA of Seriola dumerili (greater amberjack), 1135 nucleotides long. It is a transcript of the gene slc35d4, whose product is annotated as transmembrane protein 241. The transcript is spliced from 15 exons. Bases 151 to 1044 code for a protein of 297 amino acids. Lineage: Eukaryota; Metazoa; Chordata; Actinopteri; Carangiformes; Carangidae. The record is from RefSeq and is a predicted model, not a curated record.